GUUUUGCAAGACAUCGUCGUCGUUUCAUUCAUUCUUGUCAUCAUAAAACAAUACCAGGAACAAUUAACAAACGAGGUAAAGCAAAACCAGCACUACUGUGGUAAAAGCUGAGGUGAUCCUAUUGAAACAUUUGGUAAAGAUGUCGUCGUUUGAGGAGAAUGAUGAUGAUAAUUUCAUGGAGCACGUUUCUCACGAAGGUCUUGAUUUGAGUCCUAGAAUAGGUCAUGCGUACCAGGCAGAAAUUCCUUCCGUGCUUAAGAAAUCGGAGCAGCUUUCGCUUAGAAUGAAUCCUACUGAUUCAGAAUCUGUGCAUGAUAAAUCACUUUCCUUUGCAAUUGGUUUGCCCAUCCCAGUCACAUGGAUACCUAAUGAAGAAUGUGGAUAUCGUGGAGACAUCAAUUCAUGUCAAUUGGCCCCUGGCCGAUUGAGUAGCUCCUGGAGUGACGCGGAUACAAAAAGUUUUCUACUUGGUUUGUUUAUUUUUGGGAAGAAUUUUAUGCAGAUAAAAAGAUUCUUAGAUAACAAACGGAUGGGGGAAAUACUCUCAUUUUACUAUGGAAAGUUUUACAAAACUGAUGGAUAUCGUAGAUGGUCAGAGUGCAGGAAAAAAAAGGGGGGGAAACGUAUGAUAGGACAGAAACUUUUUAGUGGACCGAGGCAACAUGAACUUUUGUCUCGCUUGAUUACUCAUGUAUCUGAAGAAUCGCAAGAUACUCUGUCACAGGUUUCUAAGUCAUAUGUGGAGGGAAGAACUUCUCUAGAAGAAUACAUAUCUUCUUUGAAGUCUAUUGUUGGAGUUGGUGUUCUUGUGGAAGCAGUAGGUAUUGGUAAGGAGAAGGGAGACCUUACUAGGCUUGGUGUCGAGCCUGUGAAGAACAGUCGUAAGGCGUUUUUAGCACCAACUUGCAAAGCUUUGUCUUCUCUUGGACUUAGUGAUAUAAUACAAUCUUUGACUGGAGGGUUUCGGCUGAGCAAAACCAAAUGUAAUGAUCUCUUCUGGGAAGCUGUUUGGCCUCGCUUACUGGCAAGAGGUUGGCACUCUGAGCAACCAAAGAAUCGAGGCUAUAUUACCUCCAAAGAUUAUUUGGUUUUUCUUAUUCCUGGUGUUGAGAAGUUUUCGAGGAGGAAACUUGUAAAAGGUCAUCAUUACUUUGAUUCUGUUAGUGAUGUCUUGAGCAAAGUAGCAGCUGAACCGAAUAUUCUCGUGCUCGAGGAAGAAGCUGAAGUUGGUAGCUGUAAUGAGGAAGGGCCAGAAAAGGGAUCAAAUGAAGAUGAUGUAUCUGAUGAUCAUCGCCAAUGUUACCUCAAGCCCCGAUCUUCUACUUACAAUAAUGAUCGUAUAAAGUUCAUGGUUAUUGAUACCAGUUUGGUACGUGGCGGAAAUCCAUCUGAUCUAAGGGAGUUGAAAUCUAUGCCUGUUAAUUCAGUGAGUAAAGUUGAUGUAGAUGCUGCUGGUAAAAAAUAUAAAGGGCGAAAAUAUACGAGGAAAGUAAACCAUAGCACGGAUAUGUCUAAAAUCCCUGAACAGAAUGCAACAACAUUGACAGUUAUUGAUACCAAUCGACCUUCUGAUGGAAAAGUAUUGAAGCUUAAAGUGAAACAACUGAAAAGUCCCCCAGUUGAAUUAGAAGAUGCUCCCACGACGACUACUGGUCUUCGGAGAGAAAGUAAGGGUGGCUCUUCAACUUAUGAUUCAGCAAAGAUGGUGGAACCUAAAAGGCUGAUUUGCGGCAAAAAGAAAAUCAAUAAAACCGACAGUCACAGAGGUGUAUCUAACAGCGGUGCUAUUAGUAAAAUACAAGCAAAUGAUAAUGAUGCAAAUAAGAUGGUUGAAAACCAAACAAAUCAACACGCCUGUGAGUUUGAUGAUAAUCGACUGAAGAGGAUCAUAAAGCAUCAGUUCAAUCGGAGAGUAAGAUCAGGUGACUCUAAUAAUACAGUUGUUCCUAUUAAAAGGAGAAGAUUGACUGCUUGUGCCAAGGAAGAGAAAAGCCGCAUUGUUGAGAAUUCUUCAGGAGGUUUGGGAUCAGAUAAUCUUGGAUUUUCUCCGUCUUCUAGGUUCCGAGUUGCCAACCCAAUCGUCUGUGAUCCAAUUAGUCAUCAGCAGAGUCAAAGUUCACCUGCUUCUUCUGAAGACAGAAGCUUGGAAGAGGAUGAUAAUGUAAAAAGAAUUCACAACGACAGUAAUCAAUGCGUGAGGGUUUCUAGUGCUAAAGAUGCGAAAUGUGAAUCUUUCAGUUUCAACGUACCUCAGGUUCUGUCGAAUUCUGAAAAUUGCAAAAUCAUGGCAACGGUGGAGGAAGGCGAGCAACGCCUAAAGGAAAAAGAUCCAUGUCUAACAGCUGCCACUCAGGAAGUAGUUGAGUUGCCUCUGAGAACCGAUGUUGGUUAUUUGGAAAAACAGCCUGAUAUAAAUCCUAGGCGACAAAGCACUAGAAACAGACCGUUGACAGUUAGAGCAUUAGAAUGUAUAGCAAAUGAAUACCUGCACGUACAAAAGAGACAAAAAAAGAAAGACAUCCAGACACAUGAAGAUCCUUUCAAUCCUUGCUGCAGUGCUCAAACAAAAGGCAAAUCAAUUCAUCAUUGUUCAGAUCAUGGUAAUUCAGUUUUAGCACAAGAAGAAAAACAUUUGAUUGGAGAUCGUAGUGUUAGCUAAAUGUUUUCAAGCUACUUGGUUAAGUUAAAGAGUAGAGGUCAAUAGUGGUAAUUUUUUAAGUUACCUGCCUAUCUGUCAUCAUGGAGUUUCUGACUUUUGUAAUCAAAUUGGUUUUGAAUGUAUUAAUGCUUCUCUUGCCUUACUUGCAAAUUGAGUUCUAAGGCUGCCAAAUGACUAGACAUACUGUACAAAAAAAUUUGGUUUAUUUUGAUUUCCAA
Medicago truncatula (barrel medic) is the source of this 2877-nucleotide messenger RNA. RefSeq lists its product as uncharacterized. Gene Ontology annotation, cellular component: nucleus. The transcript has 4 exons. Bases 140 to 2659 code for a protein of 839 amino acids. The record is from RefSeq and is a predicted model, not a curated record. Gene Ontology annotation, molecular function: transcription corepressor activity. NCBI's taxonomy places the organism in Eukaryota, Viridiplantae, Streptophyta, Magnoliopsida, Fabales, Fabaceae.